Messenger RNA from Acaulospora colombiana, 1177 nucleotides. Lineage: Eukaryota; Fungi; Glomeromycota; Glomeromycetes; Diversisporales; Acaulosporaceae. The record is from the annotation of a GenBank genome assembly.
AUGAUAGGGGAAUUUGUCCUGCGCCUUUUAUCUACGGAAUACUCCUCCAAUCAGCCAUCCACCUCAGGGCACAAAGUAGUCCUCAGUGUCGCUGUGUUUAGGCAGCACAAUAUAAUCGCCGGGGAAGCGAGCCAGUUUUUUGUAGGAGCGGCAUGGCCCUCUACCGAUCUUGCGUUAGAAUGUAUAACGGUGCACCCCACAAUUGCAACAGACGUUCUGAAGGCCAAAGAUGGAGCUCGCCUCAGGGUCAAUAAACUAGAAACAAACGAAAUCCAGCGAGCGAAGCACCUAUAUCUGUCAGAAGUCUAUAGUGCAACGAGCUCUAAUGUGUGGACCAGCGAACGAGCGACUACAGGAGAAAACUCUCAAGAAGGGACAACAGUCAACAUGAAAUACGUCUGGAAGGGACGAGCCGUAUACUUGAAAUGGGAAGGAAGGAGUAGGACAUUUCUUGUCACAAGGGGGAAAGCACGAAACAAGAAUUUGGAGGGCCACCUCCAGACGCUGUCUCUUUCGAAUUCUGCUAUGAUGGAAGGAGAACCCGUCUGGGUGAUAGGGUGGGAUUGUAUCAUCGAGAUUCUUCCUGCCUCACAAAUUCCAGAGGGAACGGUCCAUGCAGUCAUAGAAAAACCUAUUCCUUCAACCCCUUAUGAGAGUGUGGGCGGCCUUUCCCGUCAAAUCUCCCAAAUACGGGACCUCAUCGAGAUACCUCUGACUCGUCCGUCACUCUUCUCUCAUUUCCAUCUCAAGCCGCCCAAGGGACUACUACUCCAUGGCCCGCCGGGAACUGGGAAGACGCAUUUGGCGAGGGCAAUCGCACAAUCGACCAAUUCCAACUUUAUCGUAGUCAACGGGCCCGAGUUAGGGAGUGCAUAUCAUGGAGAGAGUGAAAAAAGGUUGAGAGAAGUGUUUGAAAGUGCCCAAAAGAGUGCUCCAUGUAUCGUCGUUUUAGACGAAGUGGAUGCCAUGUGUCCACGGAGGGAUGAUGGGGGUGACGGUGGUGAGGUGGCGAAGCGGGUCGUCGCUACCUUAUUGACAAUUCUGGAUGGUAUGGAAGCGCAAGAAGAUUCGGACCAACCCAAGGGAAGGGUCGUCGUUGUAGCCACCACAAAUCGGCCCAACGCAAUCGAUCCAGCUUUGAGACGUCCUGGGAGAUUCGACAAAGAGGUUGAAAUCG